AUGGUGAAUGAGGAGGGUGCAGUUGACACACUCAGGGGACCAGAGAAACCAAGGAGAAGAAGGCAAGGAGAAAGAGGCAAGGAGAAAGAGGCAAGGAGAAAGAGGCAAGGAGAAAGAGGCAAGGAGAAAGAGGCAAGGAGAAAGAGGCAAGGAGAAAGAGGCAAGGAGAAAGAGGCAAGGAGAAAGAGGCAAGGAGAAAGAGGCAAGGAGAAAGAGGCAAGGAGAAAGAGGCAAGGAGAAAGAGGCAAGGAGAAAGAGGCAAGGAGAAAGAGGCAAGGAGAAAGAGGCAAGGAGAAAGAGGCAAGGAGAAAGAGGCAAGGAGAAAGAGGCAAGGAGAAAGAGGCAAGGAGAAAGAGGCAAGGAGAAAGAGGCAAGGAGAAAGAGGCAAGGAGAAAGAGGCAAGGAGAAAGAGGCAAGGAGAAAGAGGCAAGGAGAAAGAGGCAAGGAGAAAGAGGCAAGGAGAAAGAGGCAAGGAGAAAGAGGCAAGGAGAAAGAGGCAAGGAGAAAGAGGCAAGGAGAAAGAGGCAAGGAGAAAAAGGCAAGGAGAAAAAGGCAAGGAGAAAAAGGCAAGGAGAAAAAGGCAAGGAGAAAAAGGCAAGGAGAAAAAGGCAAGGAGAAAAAGGCAAGGAGAAAAAGGCACGGAGAGAAAGGAACGGAGAGAAAGGAAAGGAGAAAAAGGCACGGAGAGAAAGGAAAGGAGAAAAAGGAAGGGAGAAAAAGGAAAGGAGAAAAAGGAAAGGAGAAAAAGGAAAGGAGAAAAAGGAAAGGAGAAAAAGGAAAGGAGAAAAAGGAAAGGGAAAGAGGAAGUGA
Messenger RNA from Schistocerca gregaria, 810 nucleotides. RefSeq names its product octapeptide-repeat protein T2-like. The record is from RefSeq and is a predicted model, not a curated record. The coding region runs from base 1 to 810 and encodes 269 amino acids. NCBI's taxonomy places the organism in Eukaryota, Metazoa, Arthropoda, Insecta, Orthoptera, Acrididae. The transcript is spliced from 2 exons.